AUGAUCAUCAAGUUUGUUUGGCAGAACAUUAUAUGCUGGUUCGGCAUCCCACGCCGGCUUGUAUCAGAUAAUAGGAGGCAAUUCGUCGGUCAGUGGCUCAAAGAGUGGUGCGAGGGCUAUGACAUCCAACAGGUCUUCACCUCUAUGGCCUACCCCCAGAGCAACAGACAAGCCAAAGUCGCCAAUCGGGAGAUCCUCAGAGUUCUACACGCUCAACUCGACCACAUCGGAGGAAGCCGGGUCGACGAGCUCCCUAGUGUAUUGUGGGCCCUUCGCACGACCUCGAAGGAGCCGACCGGCGUAACCCUCUUCUACUUGGUAUACGACAGUGAAGCAGUCAUCCCCGUGGAGGUCGGAGUAGAAUAUGAUCGGGUGCAGUACUACGAUGAAGGAAACGUCGAACGAAGGCUUAUGGAGCUCGACUUGGUGGAUGAAACGCGGGCGAAAGCAGCUGUUCGGCUCACGGCGUAUCAACAACGGAUGAAGCAAAACUACAACCAGAGGGUAAUCCCAAGGUCCUUUCAGGCCGGCAAUCUCGUAUGGAAGAAAGUGAAGUUGGUCGGUGACAUCACCAAACUCAAAGCCCCAUGGGCGGGACCUUUUAUGUAA
Messenger RNA from Zingiber officinale, 609 nucleotides. RefSeq lists its product as uncharacterized. Gene Ontology annotation, biological process: DNA integration. Bases 1 to 609 code for a protein of 202 amino acids. The record is from RefSeq and is a predicted model, not a curated record. The transcript has a single exon. NCBI's taxonomy places the organism in Eukaryota, Viridiplantae, Streptophyta, Magnoliopsida, Zingiberales, Zingiberaceae. Gene Ontology annotation, molecular function: nucleic acid binding.